Guillardia theta CCMP2712 is the source of this 441-nucleotide messenger RNA. RefSeq lists its product as hypothetical. The record is from RefSeq and is a predicted model, not a curated record. The transcript has 5 exons. NCBI's taxonomy places the organism in Eukaryota, Cryptophyceae, Pyrenomonadales, Geminigeraceae. The coding region runs from base 1 to 441 and encodes 146 amino acids.
AUGAUCGGCUUGUAUCAGAUUAACGAGCUUCAUCAUGCCCUCCCUCUCUCUUUCUCCAAAUUUCUCCCCGCCUUCCUAUCACAAGCGCUUCAGACGCUGGAGCAUUACGCGCAAGCAGUUGUCACAAACCCAUCUCACAGCUUUCAAGUGCAUCAGGAAGAGAUCGUCAUCAGAUCAAUCCUCUUCAUCAUCAACGUUCUUUCUUGCCCUCAGUACCGCCCAGGCGGGAAGAACAAGAAUUCAGGUCAGGAGACAUCGUCGUCCUCCAAGCCACUUCCAACAUGUACAGAGAUAGAAGAAGAAGAUGACGAUGAUGAUGAUGAUGAUGAUGAUGAGGCGGAGGAAGACGAGGACGAGGACGAGGACGAGGAGAUGGAGAUGGAGAUGAAGAGGAUGAGGGAGAUGGCGAUGGGCGAUGGCGAUGGAAAUGGUGGUCAGUGA